UGCAACGGGCUCUUUAAAUUCGAAUGUAGCAACGCUGCAUGGUAACGCUUCAGUUCGGGUUCAGGUAGUUUAUGGGAGUCACGACAUCUCCACAUUUAUAGUCACCUUAAGGCUCGUAAGGUUGCAAUGUCUAGCGUUCAGCUUUCUAUUAGCGGUUUAGGGGCUUCGAGAGGUAGCGCUCCUCAGCACGUCCGCAGGAGCGUGUGCCGAAGUCUUUUCGGACCGGUCGAUCACGACGAGCUGAACCGGGACAUCGAGGCAAAGCUGCGCGAAAUCUCCGAGCGGGAUCAGAAACGGUGGAAUUUUAACUUCGUCUCUGAUACACCGCUGCUCGGCGACUACGAGUGGGAGGGAGCCGCGGUGGAGGCGACGCCUGCGUUUUACCAGGAGUCGGUGCAAGUAGGGAAAAGGAGGGCUGUUGGUCUGUACGUUAAGCCACAUGUAGAGGCUCCUAACCGGGAGAACUCUGCUCGGGACGACGCUGCAAGCGGGACUGUGUCUCCUGAGUGGACGAGCACAGGAAAGAGGAAAACAAGCGCACGGUCCACUAAAACAACUCAUAUUACAGAUUUUUUCUUCAAACGAAGGAAGCAAGGAGAUCUCAAACGGCGUGAGCGCGUGCCUCCAAAACUCAACUCCCUCUCUUCUGAGCAAACGCCACGGAAACGACUCCGAUGAAGGAUUUUGCAGCAAUGAAAGGGCUCAGGGUGAACAGAAGCCUGUGUGAAGGAACGCGGCCCUCAUGGAAAAACCAUGAUGAUGGGCCAGAGGGCUAGAAGCUCAAACGCCGUCUCUGCUCCUCGUCUGGACCUUCAUCUUGUACAGUUUGUGUUGUGUGGAGGAUCAAGAGAACUGCUAAAGAAGGAGCUUGAUGAUGAGCCAGACAUGGCUUCCUUUUUCAGGCUUUAACACAAGAACCUGCUGAAGAAUGUGCACAAACAUAUAUGUAGCAAAAAUAUUUAUGCAACUGUGACACAAGUCUGAUCUUGAUUGGAUGUUAUUUUGUGUCUUUGACUUGUGUUAAUACUGUUUGCCUGGGGGUCUUUCCAUGCAAUCCAGCUGUGGACUGAUGGAGACUCUUGGCACUUUUUUUUUUUUUGGCUCAUCCUGACUAUCGUAAUUUGCUCUAACUUUACACUGGUGUUGUCUCACAGCUGAUUUUCUAAAUUAUGAGCAUGAGCACCAAGACUGCCUGCUAGCAUGCCCAACUCUGUGUUUAGAUGUAUAAUUUUAUUAAACAGCUGUGAUUUUUCUUGCCAGAUGUUGAUUAUGUAUGCUUAAGUGCACAGUUCAUGGCGAUGUUUGAACUGCUUGACCAAGGCUUCAUCGUGGUCAUGGCAGUGGGACAAUCGUGUAAAUAUGUUAAAGCUUUAAUGAUUGAGACAACAAGCCUUUGUGUUGACUCUUUUGGUGUAAAUAUAGACAUAAAUAUCAUAAUGUACCUUGUCUUUAUUUAUGUUUCAUGGUAGACUUUUGUAGCCUUGCUUUUACGUUGUAGUGUUUUCCCUAAAAAUGGGAUCUGUCUUGUUUCUGAGCCAUUUUGUCACUUCACUGUCCUGAAAUGUUUCAUAUUUUGUUAUAUAAAUGUAUAUCUAAUGCUUCCUGCUUUUGUUUUUCUUUCUGUAGUUAACGUUAAAGCCCUGUGGAUGUAAAACGGUGUUUUAUGCAUAAUACAAAUUUUGUAGGAUUUUGUCAGGUCUACUUUUGAUUUACACGUACUUAACAUUUUUAAUAUUUAUAGCAAACUGUAGCCUUCUAACAUUUGUUUAACAAUGUUCAUUAAUGGCUUCAUUACAAAGGGCUAUUUGCACUCAUGUAUAGACAGGUCACUUUUAUUAAGAACAUGCUGGCAGUUUAGUCUGUUACGGAGUUGAAAAAUCAGUAAUGUGAAAGCAGUCAUGCACAGCGUGGCACUGAAUCCUGUAGGAGGUGGUCUGGGUUCAGUUGCUGUGGAAUUGUGCUGUGAUUCCUGUGAAUGCUACUCUGCACUUGUUCAUGAAGUAAAGUAACCAGCAUGUUUUAGCCAAUGACAUUAGUUUCCACAACGCAUGUGUAGCAUGAGGGGCACAGGAGAGCUGAGGAACCUUACUGUGCAUAAUAAUGCCAUCAUAAUAAUAUGCACACAUUUGUGAUGAUCCAAGAUAAAUGCAAAUGGAUCAGGGUUUGAUGGAAUCUGUCUAAUAAAACCUGUGCCAAAAUCAGACCAACACUGCAGGAGCACUGAUUCAGAUCACAGCAAACAUGACUGAUCUAAAGAGUUUAAUUAUUGUGAUUAAGUGAUGACAUGGUGACACAAAUGUUAUCCAAAUGCAAUGACUACUAAAUUUAUUUUUUGAAUAAAAUAAUUCCCUAUUGAUA
Hemibagrus wyckioides is the source of this 2358-nucleotide messenger RNA. It is a transcript of the gene cdkn1cb, whose product is annotated as cyclin dependent kinase inhibitor 1Cb. The record is from RefSeq and is a predicted model, not a curated record. Bases 127 to 678 code for a protein of 183 amino acids. Gene Ontology annotation, biological process: regulation of cell cycle. Gene Ontology annotation, cellular component: nucleus. Lineage: Eukaryota; Metazoa; Chordata; Actinopteri; Siluriformes; Bagridae. Gene Ontology annotation, molecular function: cyclin-dependent protein serine/threonine kinase inhibitor activity. The transcript is spliced from 3 exons.